AUGGCAAUAGAGCUCGACGUUAGCGAGCUCAACAUCGUCAUCUCCAUCUUUGGAUUCUUCAUAAUUGCUUACGGGGCUAUCUCGAUUAAGAUCAAGCAGAGAUGGUACUUGGGUGAAGCUUUGCCUGCCAUGGUGCUCGGCAUUUUUCUCGGUCCAGUGAUUGCGAAGUGGCUAGACUCACGCCGUUGGGGUAUGGCCAUUAUCGGGCAGGUUCCAGCGAUUACACUGGGGAUGACUCGCAUAGUCAUUGGUGUGCAAUUGGUGAUUGCAGGCUUUCAACUACCUGCAAGAUAUUUAAUCUAUCGUUGGAAGGAGAUGCUUAUCUGCUUGCUACCCGUUAUGACUAUCAUGUGGCUUUGUACCACGGGAUGCAUGAUGCUGGUGGUGCCGAAAGUCAGUCUACUCGCGGCGCUGGUCAUCGGCUCCUGUGUCACAUGCACCGACCCCAUCCUCUCCCAAGCCGUGGCCAAGGGACCGUUCUCUGACAAAUACGUGCGUCGAAACCUACGAGAACUGAUCUCGGCUGAGGCCGGUGCUAAUGAUGGCUUCGGCUUCCCCUUCCUCAUGCUCGCUGUCUACUUGAUUCGCCAUGCUGAGUCACCCGAGCUGAGCCAAGAGAUCGAAACUUCCCUACUCCAGACAGAAGCAUCGGCUGGAGAGGCCCACAAGCUUUUCAAAAGGUUUGGAGAUCUCGUCGCUCGAGCCUUAGAGGAGCACGACACUAUUGGCCGACUUGGUGGAGGCGUGGGAAAAGCGCUCGCGAAUUGGGGUGUUGAAACCUGGCUGUACGUGGUGUUUAUGUCAAUCGCCUACGGUGCGGUAGUUGGCUUCGGUAUGAUGCUCGUGGCCAAGUUUUCGUUGCGCAAACGUUGGAUAGACAGUGAGUCGUACCUGUUGCUUCCUACCGGUAUCGGACUCUUCAUCAUUGGCACUUGUGGUGCGUUGGGCACGGACGACCUCCUGGCAUGUUUCAUUGCCGGUAACGCCUUGAACUGGGAUGGCAAAUAUCUUCAGGAAACCUUGGCAAAGCACGACGAGGUGAACAGUGUGAUAGAUGUUCUCCUCAACUUUGGGGGCUUUAUGUUUAUUGGCACCAUCAUUCCUUGGCGCGAAUUCAAUGAUCCGGACGGAACUGGUCUGACUAUACCCCGACUCUUUGCUCUUGGAAUCUUGGUGGUCAUCUUCCGGCGGAUUCCUGCAAUCUUCAUGACCUACAAGCUCAUGCCCAAGUGUGUCACGAAUUGGAAGGAAGCGUUGUUCAUGGGGUAUUUUGGACCGAUUGGUAUUGGGGCCGUGUUCUACGUCGAGCACACCCGUCAUCUGUUCCCUGAACCGGGGGAAGCAUUGACAGAGGAAGAGAACAACCUUACCAGAGUCAUGGUCCCCGUUGUGUAUUGGCUGGUGUUGUUCUCGAUCUUCUGGCAUGGUCUCUCGAUUCCAGCGCUGAACCUGUUCUACAAGUGGAAGGGAGUUCAGCCGGUACAGGAUGACGAAGGCCCCGUCGAGGUCCGCCUGCUAAGCGAGAAUGAACAACCUCCUAAGAACAGUACCGUUGACCCAGCUCGUCGCAGUGUUUUGAUCAACAACCGUUUCAGUCGUUCCUACAAUACUGCUGAGCUCAAUUUGAAAGCUGUGGAGGACUAUCAACGCCGCACGCAAAAAUGGGAAGAAAAUUGGUACACGGGAAACGACGGUGCAGAAGAGAAGCUUGCUGGCGGCCAGAGAUGGUCGACCAAGCAGUUACCAGGCAGAGCUAUAUAUCUUCCUCACCCACGACAAUCUCGGUCCAGCAGUGGUGCCAAGGACCCUGAUGGAUCACUUAAAGUCGAUCCAACCGCGCCUUCGAGAGCUAUCAAGUGGGUAUAG
Messenger RNA from Exophiala aquamarina CBS 119918, 1866 nucleotides. RefSeq lists its product as uncharacterized. Lineage: Eukaryota; Fungi; Ascomycota; Eurotiomycetes; Chaetothyriales; Herpotrichiellaceae. Gene Ontology annotation, biological process: regulation of membrane potential; proton export across plasma membrane; sodium ion export across plasma membrane. The record is from RefSeq and is a predicted model, not a curated record. Gene Ontology annotation, molecular function: sodium:proton antiporter activity. Bases 1 to 1866 code for a protein of 621 amino acids. The transcript is spliced from 3 exons. Gene Ontology annotation, cellular component: plasma membrane.